Messenger RNA from Histoplasma capsulatum G186AR, 4536 nucleotides. RefSeq names its product DNA repair and recombination protein RAD54. Gene Ontology annotation, biological process: reciprocal meiotic recombination; double-strand break repair via synthesis-dependent strand annealing. Gene Ontology annotation, molecular function: ATP binding; hydrolase activity, acting on acid anhydrides; ATP-dependent chromatin remodeler activity. The record is from RefSeq and is a predicted model, not a curated record. Gene Ontology annotation, cellular component: nucleus. The transcript has 12 exons. NCBI's taxonomy places the organism in Eukaryota, Fungi, Ascomycota, Eurotiomycetes, Onygenales, Ajellomycetaceae. Bases 1 to 4536 code for a protein of 1511 amino acids.
AUGGAUGGUGGGGUUGCGAACAUCAUGCAUCGUCCCCGUCCAAAGAGUCCGGGAGCCGUUGCACCAAAACCAUCAGUUGACGGGCUCAGCAAACCGUUCAAAUGUCCUGGAUCAGCGCUACAUACGCGGGCGUCCGAUAAGCCCGCCAGAAAAAGACGGAAAGUUAACUAUGCCGGAGCAGACGGCGACAAAGAGGAUGGGGAGAAGCCAUGGACCAACGAGGAUCGGCUUGCCCUCGCAAAUCGCGAUGCAAAUAGGUUCCCUGCAUUCAAAGUAAGGGAUAAAGAGCAGGUUUUCAAGCAGCGAUUUUCCGUCCCUCUAAUCAACAAAAAUUCUGGCGCUUAUAAUCCAAAUCGACCGGCUCCCAUCCUUGGGAUGCGGAGUGGCACUACAUUUGUCGUCAAACCACUACAUGAUCCCAGCGGAGAAUUUGCGAUUGUCCUUUAUGACCCUACGAUUGAUGAUAAGCCAGUAAAUCCUAAUGAUGCCAAUGAUGGGAAUGGGAAAGGAGAGGAAAGGGAGAAAACUGACCCCCCCAAGUUGGAUGCACCGCUUGUGCAUAAGAGUUUGGCAGAUAUUCUUGGAAUUAAGAAAAAGGUUGACGGUCGUCCGAAAAUUCCGGUGGUUAUAGAUCCGAAACUCGCCAAGGUGUUGCGUCCCCAUCAAGUGGAGGGAGUGAAGCUCCAAUGUAUUACUCUGCUCUGGACGCUGCUUAAACAGUCUCCAGAGGCGGGCAAAACAACCAUCCAGAAGUGCAUAAUUGCUUGUCCGUCGACUCUGGUAAAGAACUGGGCAAACGAAUUUGUCAAAUGGUUGGGUGAGGGCGCAGUAACGCCCUUUGUUGUUGACGGCAAAGCUUCCAAAGUGGAGCUCACAUCUCAACUCCGACAAUGGGCAGUAUCUUCAGGGCGGUCCAUUGUCAGGCCGGUUCUGAUCGUGUCAUAUGAAACGUUGAGGCUUUAUGUUGAUGAACUUAAGGACACGCCGAUCGGAUUACUACUAUGCGAUGAAGGCCACCGACUUAAAAACGGAGACAGUCAAACCUUUACCGCAUUGAAUAGUUUAAACGUCGACCGUCGUGUCAUCCUUUCUGGAACUCCAAUCCAGAAUGAUUUAUCCGAAUAUUUCUCGCUUUUGAAUUUCGCCAAUCCGAACAUUCUAGGGACUCGGAACGAAUUUCAUAAAAAAUACGAGAUGCCAAUCCUCCGUGGUCGAGACGCUGAUGGCUCGGAUGAGGAUAGGAAGAAGGGUGACGAGUGUGUAACCGAACUUUUGAACGUUGUCAACAAGUUCAUUAUUCGCCGAACCAACGAUAUCCUUUCUAAGUACCUUCCUGUGAAAUACGAGCAUGUGGUGUUUUACCUGCUCAAUCUGGGUGCAGAUCUUCCUGGGAGCGAGCAGAUUCUCCCGGAUGAUUAUGUUCCCCUGGAGUCUCGGGGGCGGGAUCGCGAUGUGAGAUCUUGGUAUUCAGGUAAAAUGAUGGUCUUGGAUCGCAUGCUUGCUCGUAUUCGACAGGACACCAAUGACAAGAUUGUUUUGAUUAGCAAUUACACCCAAACUCUUGAUCUUUUUGAACGGCUUUGCCGAACUCGUCAAUACGGUUGUUUACGAUUGGAUGGUACGAUGAAUGUCACCAAACGACAGAAAUUGGUGGACAAAUUCAAUGAUCCUAACGGGGAAGAGUUUGUCUUUUUGCUUAGCAGUAAAGCAGGCGGCUGUGGUAUCAACUUAAUCGGUGCCAAUCGCCUAGUUUUAUUUGAUCCGGACUGGAACCCAGCAGCAGACCAGCAAGCCCUCGCUCGAGUGUGGCGUGACGGUCAAAAGAAAGACUGCUUCGUCUACCGCUUCAUUGCAACUGGUACCAUAGAGGAGAAGAUAUUCCAGAGGCAGUCACACAAGCAAUCGCUGUCUUCAUGUGUCGUCGACUCUGCCGAGGAUGUCGAACGUCAUUUCAGUCUGGAUUCACUGCGAGAGCUAUUUCAGUUCAAGCCGGAGACCCGCAGCGACACUCAUGACACCUUCAAGUGCAAAAGGUGCCGGCCCGACGGCACGCAGCACAUCAAAGCGCCGGCCAUGCUUCCGAACGGAUCGAAUGUGUUGGAGGGAUUGGAUUGGGUGAUUCGUCCCCUCGUUACCACCACGGCGCUGGUGGUGAUUGAGCUCUUUUGCCCCAGUGGUCUCAUAUUGGCUUCCACCGGCGCCAAGACUGCCAACUGGUUAGGGUUUGGUGUUGGAGCUCCAAUGUACUUUCAGAGACUUCUAAGCGACAAGCUAUACGAUAAGCGGAAACAAGGUGCUUUGGAGCUCGAAAGAAUUAUCCGCGAUGCCCUUGUGAAAGCCGAACAUACCAAGAUAAAAACCAUCGUCGACCAGCUUUGUCAUGAAUAUGCAUAUGCUGUCCAUCAACCUCACACAAGAAAUGGGGGAUUGAUUGGCCUUGCAGCCGCCUCGAUUGCGCUUGGAACACUCGCUUCCGAUUCAGAGCUGUCAGUGAAAAACGGCGCAGACCUCCUCGAUCGACUAGUGAAGGAUAUAGUUUCUGAAUCAGCAGCUUCAUACGUUUCCGUUUUGCAAGCACCCAAGAAAGUUGAAGGUGAUUCUGAGGUUGAUGGUGUUAAUGAAUCAGAAGCAGUUUCCGAGGUGCCAACAGCAUUCUCUCUUGCGAAUUUUAUUCCCCUCCUCAAACAACGUAUACAUGUCAUCAACCCUUUCACUCGUACCUUCCUAGUCUCAUGGCUGAGUCUAUUGGAUACCAUACCCGAUUUGGAGCUGGUGUAUUACUUACCCGCAUUCCUGGAAGGGUUGUUCAGGUUCCUCAGCGACCCCAAUAGAGAUGUUCAUACAAUAACCCAGGGUGCUCUGGAGACAUUCCUUAGUGAGAUCAAGAAGAUUGCCCGGAUAAAAAAAGGGAUCGCAUACGCCCGCCGUGAUCCUGAAAGCGGGGAUCCCAAGCCGUCUGCUACUAGCGAUAGUAUGAGUGUUUGCUCCGGCUCGAGCGAUGUCAAAGAUAUUAGCGACAAUGCUAUUGCGGAUUCUGAUUCUGGCCCUGCUAACGACGGAGAUGUUCAUGUAUAUGGGGAUUAUGUUCCCGGACAGGAUGUCCAUGUAGAUCAUCCAAAAAUCUUGGAAAUUCUACUUGGCUUUGUGGACACUGCGUUUGAGGAAGAAAUCCAGCUGACGGCCCUCCGAUGGAUUGAUAGCUUUUUUGAAAUAAGCCCAGAAGACAUCCUUCAGUUUGUUCCUCGCCUACUUUCGCAAGUACUACCUGCCCUUUCGAGCGGUUCGAACCAGGUUCGUGAGGCUGCGAAUCGGGUCAAUACGUCACUCAUGCAGUAUAUUGUUUCCCUCACCGAUGAUAUUGCUCCUGAUGAUCCCCGGCCAACUCAACCGUCAAGGGUACCUACCGGGCCGGUUAAGGAGACAGAUGGUCGAAGAUCAUCAACUCCUACAGGUACACAGUCUGACUUGUCUGCGCCUAACGAAGUCAAUGCCAAAAAACUACACCCAUCUCGUCCUGCAUCAACGACUGAUUUAACCUCACGAAGCAGCUCAGAUGCAACACCGAUACCUUCACCCGAUCUAGAUUAUGCGGCUGCGGUUAGCGCCUUAACCCUCCAGUUCCUCAAUGAAAACGAGGAAACGAGGGUUGCCUCUUUAGCUUGGCUAAUUAUGCUUCACAGAAAAGCGCCUCGGAAGGUUCUGGCCUUCCACGACGGGACGUUUCCAGCUUUGUUAAAGACGCUAUCUGACCCUUCGGAAGCCGUUGUUACGCGAGAUCUGCAACUACUCUCUCAAAUUUCAAGAAAUACUGAUGAUGGCUAUUUCACUUCAUUCAUGGUGAAUCUGCUUCAACUGUUUUCUACCGAUCGAAAGCUUCUUGAAAUCCGCGGCAACCUUAUAAUCAGACAACUUUGCGUUAACCUAAGCCCAGAACGCAUCUACCGGACGCUGGCAGAUUGUCUUGAAAAGGAAGAAGAUGGUCAAAUGUUCUUUGUGGCAUUAUUUAGAUCAUGGUGUCACAAUGCCGUUGCUACCUUCUCCCUAUGUUUGCUCGCUCAAGCGUACGAACAGGCGUAUAAUCUUUUGCAAAUCUUCAUCACUUCAAAUACUCCAAGCAUUGCUUCAUCCUACGAAAGGCCAGGAGGGAGACUAAAAUCGCGCGAAGAUAUCCGGUGGGGUGAUUUGCUCGAGAAAUUCAAACGUGUGCAGGAGAAAUCCAGACGAUCCGGGCGAUCAGCGUCACGACAAAUCGACCCAGAUGCAAAUGGUAUGCCCCAUUCAUCAAUUGCAGCCGCCGUCGCGGCAGCAACUGCGGCUGAUCAAAAUGGAAAUAAAGAGAAAGGGAAUGUAGAUUCCCAUCGCAUAGGUAUCGGAACAGGGACUGGAAGUGGACUUGGAAGCGGGCAUGUAACACGAACAGGGUUUGCGGCGAAUGAAGGUGCCCCUGCUGCAGGGCAAAAGACGCCUAAGUCGAGAUCGGCGUUGGGAAAUUUAGGACGAUUAAGUGGAAUCGGGCAGAGGAAGUCGAAGCGUUGA